GAGAGAGAGAGAGAGAGAGAGAGAGAGAGAGAGAGAGAGAGAGAGAGAGAGAGAGAGAGAGAGAGAGAGAGAGAGAGAGAGAGAGAGAGAGAGAGAGAGAGAGAGAGAGAGAGAGAGAGAGAGACUGAGACUGAGACUGAGACUGAGACUGAGACUGGAAAUCAGGCGGAACAUAUCAAGGGGAGGGUCGAGUUUCAACUGUGACUGAAUAAAAAAUAAGUCAGCGAGAGAUUUGGGGCUGCUUUAAAACACCGAAAAGAGAAUCGACAAUAAAAGAGAUCAUAGCAGCUGUCUUCCGAAGCCUCCGUCUGGAUCGUCUCGCCUGGGUACAUACGGGAAGGCAGAUUUGAGGAGAAGCAACAGGUCAUUUUUUUCUGAAAGUAAUUUUACGCCUUUUUGUGCUUUGGCGAGAUCUAUGCAGGGGUGAGGCAACAAAAAACCACAAGAACGAAGUCAGCUAGAUAACGCAAUUUCAAUUGGAUUGCUAUUGCAAUGAUAACUGGCUUUAAAAGUAUAUCCGUUUUGCAUUCAAAUAUAGCCUUUUCGAUUAAUAUUGGUGGAUAUCAACAACACAAGCGGAGAAAGGUGAGAGAUAACGAACCGACUUGAAAUUAGAAAGCAACAAGGAUGAAAAUCUCCUGUACAGAAGACUACAGAUCUGGAGUUACGUUUGAAUCUCAAGGCGUGUACAAUCUCAUAUAAAUACUGUACUACAGAUGCAAAAAGGGUUUUUUAUUAUUAAUUAAGGAAAGGGAAUCUGCAUGCUGUAGGUGUUGACGGUAACUAUCGAUUCUUCAGCGCAGUUGAGAAAUUCGAGGACUUGUUUUGAUUAGUCACAUUUAUUUCAGUCGCCAUCAGGAUCAAUUAUCAAUGACGCAAGGACAGAUGAUCCCAGGUAGCCCCCCUGACUCCUGAUGUAAUACCCCCCGAGCGUCUCUUUGAGUUAAAGGAAGGGACACUUCAUACAGCAGGUGGGAGCAAACUGAAGAGCACAACACCGGGACAGGGCGACCGAUCCAUCGAAAUCUAUGAUCAGUUCGGUGUGUGUCUCAUCUUACCGAGGGCGCAAGUCUGGCAACAAGCCUCCAUCCAAAACAUGUCUGAAAGAAGAAAUGGGACGGGGACAAGAUUCAGAAAAGAUUAUCAUCAACGUCGGCGGUACCCGGCACGAAACCUACAAGAGCACCCUUCGGACGCUGCCAGGCACCAGGCUGGCAAAGCUGGCCGACCCGGACCCCCAGGGCAACUUGGAUUUCGACACUAGCGACAAAGAGUUAUUCUUCGACCGGCACCCGGGGAUCUUUGCAUAUGUUUUAAACUACUACCGGACUGGCAAACUCCACUGCCCGGCCGACGUCUGUGGACCGCUGUUCGAGGAAGAACUGGCCUUUUGGGGGAUAGACGAGACCGACGUGGAGCCCUGCUGCUGGAUGACGUACCGCCAGCACAGGGACGCUGAAGAAGCGUUGGAUAUCUUCGAGCCAACAGACCUGGACGAUGGGGAUGAUAGCAAGGACGUGCCAUGGCGCCUGGCUAUUGAUGGCUGCCCAGAUCGAUCACGAGGCUGUUGGGAGGUCUUGCAGCCUAAAAUAUGGGCCCUUUUCGAAGACCCUUACUCGUCUAUGGCAGCCAGGGUCAUUGCUUUCGUCUCCUUGUUCUUCAUCGUGGUUUCCAUCACCACGUUCUGCCUGGAGACACACGAGGCCUUCAACCGUAUCGUGAACCGGACGGAGUACCUGAACAGCACGUACACGCUCACCUACCUGGAAGUGGAGACGGAGCCCAUGCUGACCGUGGUGGAGGGCGUCUGCGUGGUCUGGUUCACCUUCGAGUUCUUCAUCCGCAUCGCCUGCUGCCCGGGCAAGCUGGUCUUCAUCAAGAACCUGCUGAACCUCAUCGACUUCGUGGCCAUCCUGCCUUUCUACCUGGAGCUGGGACUCAGUGGACUGUCGUCGAAAGCGGCCAAGGACGUGCUGGGCUUCCUGCGGGUGGUGCGGUUCGUACGCAUCCUCAGGAUCUUCAAGCUGACACGGCACUUUGUGGGGCUGCGAGUGCUUGGCCACACUUUGAGGGCCAGCAUCAACGAGUUCUGUCUCCUUAUCAUCUUCCUGGCUCUGGGCGUCCUGAUAUUCGCCACCAUGAUCUAUUACGCUGAGAGAUUGGGUGCCAACGCCAACGACCCCACAGCCAGUGAGCACACUCACUUCAAGAACAUCCCCAUCAGUUUCUGGUGGGCGGUGGUGACCAUGACCACCCUGGGCUAUGGGGACAUGUACCCCCAGACCUGGUCUGGCAUGCUGGUCGGGGCUCUGUGUGCCCUCUCAGGAGUGCUGACCAUCGCCAUGCCCGUGCCCGUCAUCGUCAAUAAUUUUGGGAUGUACUACUCACUGGCCAUGGCCAAGCAGAAGCUGCCCAAGAAGAAGAAACACAACCCCAACGCCAACAUCCAGCUGGAGAAGUCGGAGAUCAGCUCCCCCCGGAACAGCACCCAGAGCGACACCUGCCCACUGGCGACUGAGGAAGCAAUUGGGAGGAACCGGUCAGAUUCAAAGCAGAAUGGCGACGCCAGCGUGGUGCUGUCAGACGAAGAGUCUGGAGGGCUGACCAAGCCCCUGUCGCCUGACGACAAGUGGCCAACGCGCUCCGGCUCCAGGGGGAAGAGCAAGAAAGAAGCCACCUGCUUCCUGCUGACAGCAGGAGAUUUCUCCUGCGCCACUGACACCAGCGUCCGAACAGAUACAGGCAACCGGGAGAGGAACGGAAAGGAAAACUUCCUGUGAGCCACAAGGUCUGCUGGCGUUUCCCAUUAGCGGGGAGCCCCGUAAUGUGUGGUUUAGAGCCCAGCUAUGUUCACUACACAACAUCAGGGAGUGCUUUAACACAUGCUGUGCAGUGCUCCCCCCAUUUUUAAACACUUGUGCUGUGGUUGUGGCUCUCAUUAACCUUUAUAUGGAGGAACUCGUAUAGAAGUAAUCUCUUAACUUUGGCUCCUGACAGAUGCUUUAUAAUGGGAGGGGGCAGUGUAACGCAUCAUGCUAAAAGAAUGAAAAUGAAAACAUCUGGAAGUGUUGCUACAUUUGCAGAUAACAUUCCCAGAAGUCCAAGCACAGACAUAUAUGGUAAAAGAAAACCCAUAACAUGUGUUCAGUGUUUCAUAACGAUUUAUUAGACAUGAUUCUGGGCGAACGAUCUCAUAACAAGUUGUCAAGGCCUUCGCUGUGAAGGGUUACUGGUAGAAAUCCAAACCAGUAUUGCGAAUGAAAGAAACUUCUCACUUGUGAUAAGCUGUGCCAAGCUGUUUAUGAAAACCCUGGCACCUUUUAAAAUGAGUGCAGAUUCCAUUUAGAAAGGGAAUUAAAACAUGUCAUCCCAGUCCCUCUUCAAUAUUAGACAUUAGAAGACAUUUUUAUUGAGUAGAAAAAACAUCGGCUUUAUGAAUUGGCACCAAAAAAUAAAUAAAAUAAUGUAUAAUAGAAGAAACUGACCUGUGCUAAAUCCUCAGUGCUUAACAAUAAUGCAGAGUAAUUUUGGCUGCCAAAGUAAGCAUGAAUAAAAUGAGUCCUAGAGGAUCGCUUUGACACAUAAAAGCAAUAGAACUACAUGUGUGUGCGCGUGCGUGUGCACGUGUGUGUGUGUGUGUGUGUGUCUCGUUCUACUCUCAUAUGCAUGCAUUAAGAAUUCAGUAAAGCUCCCUUCCACAGUCAGGUCCUGUAUUUGGAUACAAUUAUUUUUAUUUUUUUGUAGCUAAACAAACAUUCCUCCAGACACCUUUAAUAGGCCAGUCUUAUCUGUGCUUCACAACAUGAGAGCAGAGCUGUAUAUGGUCGAUUCCUGGAAGCUGCUAUUACUUGGGUACAGGAUUCGGACAAAACUCAUUAGCAAGAUAAUAGAAAGACAAACAAGCUGCUGAUAAGAGUGCUGGUAUCUCCAGUCUGCAGGUCCACCACGGGAGAGACAUUAGCAGCUAUGGAAUACGGAAAAUCGUGUGCGAUGAUAGCAUUAGCAGCUAUGGGAUACGGAAAACCCUGUGUGAUGAUAGCAUUAGCAGCUAUGGGAUACGGAAAACCCUGUGCGAUGAUAGCAUUAGCAGAUAUGGGAUACGGAAAACCCUGUGCGAUGAUAGCAUUAGCAGCUAUGGGAUACGGAAAAGUCUGUGCGAUGAUAGCAUUAGCAGCUAUGGGAUACGGAAAAGACUGUGCGAUUAUAGCAUUAGCAGCUAUGGGAUUUAUGGUCUGUACUUGUAGAUCUAAGUGGUCAUUUAAAUCAGAAGAUGGUUAUCUCAUAUAAGUGUUUCGUAGCCUGUAGGGUCAUUGAAAAGAACUGUCCUGAUUACUAUACGUUUAUAUACAGCGCAUGCGUGCUUUCACUGUGUAGCAUGCAUGAGAGGACGCAGUACCGGGUACAUCCGUUUUCAUUAAGAUAGCUAAUUCCUAAUGCGAAACCCAGCCCUAACAAAACAGCAUAUAUUCGACUUUAUUCAUUCUAGUUUUGACUGCGUUGCAUUGAAGGGGAACGAAGGCUGAAUCAGACUUUCUUUUAUAUAAAAAAGGAAGACGUUAUAUAAAAAGCAUGUAAAGUGAAGCCCUGGUUAUUUCACCCAAGGGGGCGGGCUCGUCGUGGAUGCAGCCACCCUCAUUCGUGGACCAACUACAGAACCCUGUAAACAUUCAGGAAGUAUCCUCGACAUAGCCACAACACGUUUGAACCUGCUUCCUCUGCACAUGCACCCCGAUCAAAAGGAUUAAAGACCGGGCACUUCUUUUUUGUGCUUUUCAAAAAACAUUCCAAAAGAUAUUGCACAGAGUACAAAGAGCGCCCCCUAAGACCAGAGCGACACUAUCCAUGUUUAAAAUACAGAUUUCCAAGUGAUAUGUGUACAGAAAAAGAACAUGGAUCAGCCAAGAACUGAUUUGUACGAUUUAUAAAUAUAUAUAUAAAGCAUAUAUCAAUGUUUAUUUGUAUUCUUCUCAUAUGUAUAAUAGCAAGGGCUGUAACAUAACAUAUUUUUUUAUUUUUCUUAACGAUUCUAUUUUUUAAAUGCAGAUAAACUGCAAAGACACCCUCACUUCUAAAUAUACACAGAGGUCGACGCUUGCAUGAGAGGGAGCGGUACUGGGGUCAGCUGGAGCCCCCUACAGGCACAGAAAUGAAGUGCAGGAGGGGAGGGGCAGGGCGUGAAGGGGGUCCUUUCUCCAAACCGAGGGAAUUCAAAUUCUCACUCUGAAGGACUGUCCUGUCGACCCUAUAAAUGCUUCUGAAGACAUCGUACUGUACAAAUAUGCACUCUUCACCCAUAAUACACGUGUUGCAUGAUUGAUGCUGUAUAAUAUGUAUCACGAGCCCAGGAAAAAUAGCAUACGUCUUCUGUGUAAUUAAUAUUGAGCUAACCUCUAACUAUGUGUAUUAUAAAGUAACUAUGUUAACUUCUCUCAUGACUGUAAGUAACUCAGCAAUAGGCUUAAGAAAAACUACACCCAACUGCUACACAGACUGUACUGUACUAUACAUCUGGUGUUUGUUACUGUCUCAUCGAUGUAAUAUGGACCAGUCGGUGAUCCUUGAUUUUUAUUUUUCAAAUAUGUUGUGAAGAUGUUAUGUCAGUGAAAGACAGCCUAUCAUCCAUCAAGCACAUGAGAUAGACAUUUCCUAGACUACAAGGGAAUACGUGUCUAAAUAUUACAGUGUAUUUUGUGAGUGUGAAACUAGACUCAGAUGCUGGAUCCUCUCUAUCAAGUUCUCUGGCAGGAAAGAGAUCGUUUCAUUUAGAUGUGGGACUUUGCUUGAAUAAAAACAUAACAGUAAAAAUAAUAAUAAUUUUAAAAAAAAUUUAAAAACCGCCCAGCUGCAAUUCAUUUGCCGUACAGUUUUUCCAAAUCAGCUUGGCUCCGACUCUCAGAUCCUUGUCAGUCUUAAUUCUACAGAACGGUGUUCUGACACCGACUCGAGACAGAAGCUCUCUUUCCAUGUUCAGUUCCUUUUCAGAUCUUUCGCUUUCUAAAAGCCAAGUCUAGAUCACGCACAGCUGGUUUUUACCUCGUUUGUGUCACAGUAACACAAUGUAGCAGGAAUAUCCAGACGGACAGCCGCUCAAAAUGAUUCCUGUUAAAACAUAGGAAGAGAGACGGUCUCCUAUAUAAUAUAUAGCAACAUCAAAAAUCAUCGUGCACUCAAUGCACAUCUGACCUGUCGCAAUUAACUCUCCUCCAUUUAGUACAUAGUAGUUUUUACUGUUGUGUUUUUUUUACAAGCAUGCUGUGAAAUGUCUUCAAAGAGAAGGCAUUCUAUAGCGAUGCUACAGUAGAAGCGGUCCUCCUAUUGAAAUGUGUAGCCUCUGCUCUGGAUGAAUUGUACUGAUUCUGUCACAUCUCACGUGUGUCUACGGCAAUACAGUUAAUACCGUGUGUUCUGUCGGCAUGUCUUUCUGCUGGAAAACCAAUAAAGAUAUUUACAUUGUCAUUGCAUCUGA
Acipenser ruthenus (sterlet) is the source of this 6466-nucleotide messenger RNA. Its product is annotated as potassium voltage-gated channel subfamily C member 1-like. Gene Ontology annotation, cellular component: neuronal cell body membrane; axon; dendrite membrane. The record is from RefSeq and is a predicted model, not a curated record. Gene Ontology annotation, molecular function: delayed rectifier potassium channel activity; protein binding. The coding region runs from base 1029 to 2780 and encodes 583 amino acids. The transcript has 4 exons. Gene Ontology annotation, biological process: protein homooligomerization; potassium ion transmembrane transport. NCBI's taxonomy places the organism in Eukaryota, Metazoa, Chordata, Actinopteri, Acipenseriformes, Acipenseridae.